Messenger RNA from Cantharellus anzutake, 2100 nucleotides. Its product is annotated as peptidase S8/S53 domain-containing protein. The record is from RefSeq and is a predicted model, not a curated record. Lineage: Eukaryota; Fungi; Basidiomycota; Agaricomycetes; Cantharellales; Hydnaceae. Bases 104 to 1705 code for a protein of 533 amino acids. Gene Ontology annotation, biological process: proteolysis. The transcript is spliced from 13 exons. Gene Ontology annotation, molecular function: tripeptidyl-peptidase activity; serine-type endopeptidase activity.
CUCGUUUCUGCUCUCCCCUUAUUGAGUUGGGUGUGCGCCGCACUUCCAGCACCCCAUUUUGUCGAGAAGAGCUCGAUCCGACUGCCUCGGGGAUGGACCCACCAUGGCAUUCCUCGCCUCGCACUCCCAUCACUCUCCGUUUUGGGCUCACCUAGCCUUACUUUCACCGUUUGAAAUAAGCGAUCCAUCUAGCCCCCGAUGGACUGAGCACUUAAGCAAAGAAGAGGUCGAAGAGUUCUCCGCUCCUCAGAAAGUAUCAUCCUGCUCGAAUCUUUUCUUGUCUCGCACGGCAUCGAUAUCACACGCGACGCACUCCAACGAACACCCGCAAGUGAUUGGAUCUCACUCAAGACCACCAUUGAAAUCGCAGAGAAACUUCUCGACACAACCUUUUCAAUAUAUGCGAACCACGAGACCAGACUCACUGCGAUUCGUACAACGUCAUAUAGUCUUCCUGCUCACCUGCACGACCAUAUCGACGUCGUUCAGCCUACGAACUACUCCCCUUCUGGUCGACCUCUUGUCGUCUCUGAUAGUUGAUGAUGGUGCCUUCAACCAGCAAAGCGCUCCCACCCCAGUACCAUCACCACAACCAAACAUGUCACUCCCAGAGCUUAAAACGCUCUAUCGCACCGAUGCGUACAAGGCUAAAGGAACGCGAAGUUCAAUCGGUAUCACCGGGUACCUCGAGCAAUAUGCCAACUUUGCUGACCUCAAACAGUUUUAUUCCAUUUUCCAUCCUCCAGCGCUGAAGAGUGCCCUCCAUGUGGGGCUUAUCAACGGAGCAAUCGGCUCUCGGAACAUUUCCGAGGCUGGCAUCGAGGCUAAUUUGGAUGUCCAAUUCGCGGGAGGGGUAUCGUACCCUGUCAAGCAAAUAUUCUACAGUACAUAUGGUCGCGGCCAAAAUACGAACCAGAGCAUCAGCUAUGAGGAUAACGGGAAUGAACCCUACGACGUUUUUCUCACUUACCUCAGGAAGAAAACGAAGGAUCUUCCUCAAGUGUUGACUACCAGUUAUGGUGAGGAUGAGAAUACAGUUCCAAUCAACUACGCCCGACGUGUGUGCAAGCUUUACGCUGCACUUGGGACGCGGGGUGUUAGCGCUCUGCAUGCCUCGGGCGAUGGAGGUGUAGGCCGCAUGGGGGAAACAGGAGCUUGUUUCACCCCCAAUAGGUUCGUUCCUAUCUUCCCUGGUGGGUGCCCAUACGUCACGACUGUUGGGGCGACGUACCAAAUUCCCGAAACAACAGUUCGCUUCUCGGGAGGGAGAUUUAGUGAUUACUUCCCCCGCCCAUGGUACCAACACCAUGCAGUACCGAGAUACCUUAAAACACUCGGAAGCACGUAUGAAGGAUUGUUCAACAAGAAUGGGGGAGCCUAUCCUGAUGUUGCGGCUCAGGGAUAUCGGUAUUUCAUCGUGUAUCAAGGGAAAGUCAUACGUGUCUCGGGUACGAGCGCUUCGACACCUACUUUUGCUGCGAUAAUUGCCCUCUUAAACGAUGCUCUACUCUCCAAAGGUCGCAGACCUCUCGGAUUUCUCAACCCAUGGAUUUACACUCUCAAAUCGGGAGUCCUGAACGACAUCACUACGGGUAGCAACCCAGGUUGUGGAACGACAGGGUUCAAUGCGACGAGAGGUUGGGACCCUGCAACUGGAUUUGGAACGCCUGAUUUGCCGAGACUUCUUAAGGCACUCAAGCUUUGAUCAUUGGGUGUUUGCUCUUCUGGCUGCUUCUCGCUCGUUGUUGGCUAAUCGUUGUUGUUAUUGUGGCGAGCACACGGAUAAAAUAUUGAUCUGAUCUUGAACGCGCUGCAGUAUUCCCAUCGGGUUAUUUUUCAAAGUUGGGUUACGCUUGAGGCUGAGUCCUGCUCUGUUUUGCUGGACUUGAAAUGUGGCAUUUUAUUCCGUAAUAUGUAGAUACGAUAAUAAGCCAUACGUCCCUUAAAACUCACUUCUCGGUAUUGGCACUAUUAUUGGUCGGUGCAGCGCACUAUUGGAUGGCGGGGGAAGCGGAGGCAAAGCGGCUGGCACAUCUAGGGUGUAGGGUAUGUGGUACUGUAUAGGGGAGCUUGGCUUCACCAUCGUUGAUAUUUGCUGUA